CUAAUUCUGAUCAUGGUCUCCGCUAUCGCUCCAAAGCUCUUCACGCCUUUCAAGCUGGGCGGGAAGAAAGCUCCUGUCGAGCUCAAGCACCGUGUCGUCAUGGCGCCUUUAACGCGGCUGCGCACUGGAGAGAGUGGCGCUCCGACUCCUCUAGUGGUUGAACACUACGCUCAACGUGCAACAGACGGUGGUCUUCUCAUCGCCGAGGCCACGAACAUCAGUCCGACAGCUCGCGGAUACUUUGGCGCUCCAGGACUGUUCAACCAAGAGCAGGUUGACGACUGGAAGGCUGUGACCAAAGCUGUGCACGACAAAGGAGGCAAGAUCUUUGUCCAGCUUUGGCACACGGGGCGUGUGGGUCAUCCACUGAACCAGCCUGAUGGUCAACUCCCAGUGUCGUCCAGUAACACCAGUGUCGACGACGUACACACCCACGCUGUCACUCGUGAAGGUCGCAAGGACUACGUGACCCCUCGUGCUUUGGAGAUCGAGGAGAUCCCUGCUAUUAUCGCAGACUAUAAACGUGCUGCAGAGAACGCCAUUGCUGCGGGCUUUGACGGUAUCGAGAUCCACGCGGCUAACGGCUACCUCCUCGAGCAAUUCCUGUGUGACGGUGUGAAUAAACGCAUCGACAGCUAUGGAGGCAGCAUCGAGAACCGAGCUCGCAUCAUCUUUGAGGCGGUGGAAGCCAUUCUAUCGAGUUUGCCGUCCAGCCAGGUAGGGAUCCGCUUGUCACCUUUCGGUGAUACAUUUGGCUGCAAAGACUCGACGCCAUCCAAGACGUACGGAUACGUCGUGAACAAGCUCAACGACUACGAUCUCGCCUACGUCCACGUGAUUGAGCGUCGCGGUAUGCACGCAGCUAACGUGCAAGUGCCGGAGGUUGGUGUCGCUCGCCACUUCCGUGACACCUACAAGGGCGUCCUGAUUACUGCUGCUGGAUACGACCGUGAAGACGCGCUUAAGACGGUUGAAGAAGGUGCUGCUGACCUCGUGGCAUUCGGAUGCGACUUCAUUGCGAAUCCGGAUCUCGUGGAGCGUCUGCGUAUUGGGGCGGAGCUCAAUGCACAAAACAGAAAGACAUUCUACCCGCAGCCGGGUGUUCCGCUAGAGUCUGGCUACACGGACUACCCGUUCAUGACUCAGGAUAAGUAA
Molecule: messenger RNA, 1155 nt
Organism: Phytophthora infestans T30-4
Lineage: Eukaryota; Oomycota; Peronosporomycetes; Peronosporales; Peronosporaceae
Product: 12-oxophytodienoate reductase, putative
Exons: 1
Coding region: 13-1155 (380 amino acids)
Molecular function (GO): FMN binding; oxidoreductase activity
Source: RefSeq, a predicted model, not a curated record